This is a messenger RNA of Caenorhabditis bovis, 2823 nucleotides long. NCBI's taxonomy places the organism in Eukaryota, Metazoa, Nematoda, Chromadorea, Rhabditida, Rhabditidae. The record is from the annotation of a GenBank genome assembly.
AUGGGUGAUGAUUUGCUUGGAUCCAUUAUGGGAGGUAUGUCGACAAGCUCGACGCCUCGUCCAACUGCUGCGCGUGGAGAAAGACCUCCACUUGGUAGUCGGCCACCGAUAGGAUCGCGACCACCUCCUGCUAAUAUUUCUCAAACUGCCAUUUUUGCUGAUGGAAACUCUGGUCGGGAUAUUUUCACAACUAAAUCUGAUGAACUUAUCCGUGUAAAUAUGUUCUCAGUCGAUACAUCCGGAAUGCCGCCAGUUAUCGAGAAGUUUCAUUUGGAUCUCUAUGCUGUAAGCAAAAAAGGAAAAGUUUCAAUGGUAAACGACAUGAAAACAGGCCAUGGAGACCUUUCAAACGUUCGACGAUUGUGGGGGUUGAUGAACAUCUGGAAGCAUAUUCCUGAAAAACGUCGGGAUUUAUUUUCCAAUCUCAGUUACUCGCAAUGCGUAUAUGAUUGUGGAUCGGCUUUUUACGUAGAAGAAGGAAAAUACGUUGGCCAAAGCGAAGAGCAGUUUGAUCUUUCACUUCCUGAAGAUGUUGAACCAUCGCGUCUUUCUGCUAUUAACCAACUUUCUCGUGGCGUAAUUGUUAAGAUUAUUGUAAAGAUUAUGCGAAUCUCGGAUGAAGCGGCAAAGAUUUCUACACAACCGCCAAUGGUAUACGAAUCUCCAAAUUGUAACGAAAUGGUAAGAUUUUUGGAGGCUGCAUUUUCGCAGGCAACUAAUACGAGGGAUUAUUUCAACUUUGGAAAUUCUACUUUCCAUCGCUCAAGUGAUGUUACGGAUGAUAAUCAGCUUGAUAGAAGCUGCCAAAUUGAUUCCGAAGGAAUUGAGAUUAAAACGGGAUUUACUAAGUCCAUUCGAUUGGUAAAUGGAAAUGCAGGUGGUGAGCCGCAAUUCGUCAUGAUGAUUGAUGUUCGUCGCUCACCGUUUUAUCAGGAAUCAUCUGUUCUUAAAUUCAUGGCAAAACUUAUCAAUAGUCAAGGAGGUGGUAGAGGCGGAAGAGAUAAUGGAGGAAAUCGGUAUGGAGGUGGCCGGGAUCGUUAUAACAGAGGAGAUUAUCGUCGUGACGACGACGACGCUGAUGUGAGACGGGCUCUUGAAAAAUUGCAAAGAAUGUCGGCAGAUCAAGUUCGAAAAGUUCUCGAACCACUUCGAUCGAUUGCUGUGUCCGCGAAACACAAUAGCGCGGAUAGAAUGAAGCUUUUCUUCCUAUCUGAAUUUGAUUUUAGAAACCACGAAGAUGUCACGUUUGAAUUUUCGAAAAACGGUGAAUCAAAAAUAAUUACGGUAGACGAGUAUUUCCGAAAUGAGAAGUCGAUUAAUUUGCAAUAUAAUUAUCUUCCUUAUGGAAUCGAGCGUAAAAAAGAUUCCGUUUCAUAUCAUCCGCUUGAGUUAUUGGAUAUUGAACGUGGCCAGCGUGUAAAACAAAACAAUAUUCCUCCUGCAGUGCACAAAGAAAUGACAGGAAAGUUUUCGAUGAUUCCAGAAAAACAUCUUGAAAGAUAUACGAAGAUUCUUCGUGAUGUUUUGAAAGUUCACAAUCAAAAAACUUUGCGUGCUUUCGGAAUUAAAAUUGAUGACGAGCCUAUCAUGACUCACGCCAAAGUUUUGCCGCCACCAGUCGCGCGAGCCGGAAUAGAGGCAUGUCAGCCAAGGAAUGACCCCGAACGACCUCAAAUCAAAUUGAAUAAAUUUGCAAAUCCUGCAAAAUUAUCGGCCAUCACAUUCGUAUGCUUUGACAGUGUAUCUGAAAAAGAUGUGAAACAUUUUGAAAGCGGCUUGCUUAGCUAUAUGAACUUUUACAAAAUGGAAUUAUCGAAAAAACCUGUCUUGGAAUAUUGCGGUGAAAAGGACGAACAAACUUUGAGGAACAUAAUGUUACGGGCGAAAUCUGAAAAAAAUUCGUUAGUUCUUGGAAUUACUAAAGAUGCGAAAUCAGAUGCACAUGAUCUUUUGAAGCUGCUAGAGGCUGAAACGGGCCAGCAAACUUACCACUUGUCAUUUGCAAUUGCCAUGAAAUGUGGACCAAUGGGUAAAGAAGGAAGAAUGCCCGAAAAAUUACCCGUGACAAUUCAAAACGUGAUGCGAAAGUUCAAUCUCAAGGCAGGUGGACUCAAUUUUAAGAUUGAGGUUCCAUCGCGAUGCAAAAACCAAGCAGUUUGCACUGUUGACAACAGAUCAAUCGAUGACAAACUAUUCAAAAAAACAAUGUUUGUUGGAUUUGAAUUGUCGCAUGCGGGGGCUACUUGUCUCUAUGAUCGUCAAUACAACAUUGUAUGCGGUGUUCCGUCAAUUGUUGGUUUCACAUAUUCUCUUGGUAUCUCCACCGAUCUUGGUGGCUUCCCGUAUCUUCAAAAGCCAAGAGAGCACAAGCUUCAACUCUUCCCCUUUGAAUUCCAUGGCUCGAAGCCAAACGAGCAAAACGUGAAGUCAGGAACUUGUAUCGAACAUUCUGUUACAUCUAGAGGAGUGCAAGAAUUUGUUCUUGUAUCUCAAUCCGCCGUCAUUGGAACCCUUCGGCCAACAAAAUACAGCGUCCUUCGAAAUGAUAUGAAAUGGUCUUUGACCGAAGUUUCUCAUUUAACAUAUUUUCUCGCAUAUGGGCAUCAAGUAUCGUAUCAGCCUCCCGCAGUUCCAGACAUUCUUUACGCCGCUGAGAACAUGGCAAAACGAGGACGCAACAAUUUCAAGACUUAUCAGAAACUGCAAGCGAUUAGCCGCGUUGAUCGGAGAGACGCCAACGAGGACGUCGAUGGACAAAUUAUGGACGGUUUGACGGCAAAGUUCGAAUCGGUUGAUCUUCAGUGCAAGCAAUAUUGGGCUUAA